UAAUAAGUGUGUUUACAUGAGCUCAAGGUCAGAAGCAAGCUGCGCUGUGUUAAAUGGUUUCUUAGUUGCUAGACAGAGAGAAAAAAUGGACGAUCACACACCAUUCUUUGUAGAUUAUUAUAUCAAGGGUUCAGUCUCUGGCUCAUCAAAGCUAAAUGCCGCAAGACCUAUCUAGUUGCUGUGAAUUAUGCCAGGGCGACAAUGGAGAGCGUUUUUAAUGGUACAAUGCAUUUCACCUACCAGAUAGGGGGAGGCCAAACCGGGGAUGGGGAUGUCUGCCGGGGCUGGGUGAUGAGUAUCAAUGAACGGGGCGAUUCUGAAAAGAGGCAGAUGAAAAUCGAGCCCGCCCUGCCCCGGCUGGGCUGGGAACAGUUCGCAGGGCUCUGUCGAGUGGGCGAGCGAGGCGCGCGAGCAGGGCGCCCGUCCCCCCUCAGCCCCGGAAAAUGAUCAAGUCAAUCAUGUGGACAUGUUUCAUUAUUCAUUGAACACAAUCUUUUACAACGCUCCGUUUACGUGCCCGAGUUUGCUCCCGACGCCCGCGUUUCAAUGUUUAAGUUCCUGCCCACCACGGCUUUAAGAAUACCCUUCAGCCAGGAGGGAGCUCCAUUGCUUUAAGACUCACCUGGGAUGGAAGAAGCCAGUCUGUGCCUUGGAGUGUCCUCAGCGGCGCCAGAAGCUGAGCCCCACCUGAGCAGCCCUGUCCUCAAUGGCCAGUAUGCCAUGAGUCAGAAGUUGCACCAGAUCACCUCCCAGCUUAGCCAUGCCUUCCCAGAGCUGCACCCACGGCCCAACCCGGAGGAGAAGACGCCUGCGCCCCUGGAUGAGAAGGCCCACGUGCCCAUGAGUGGCCAGCCCAUGGGCAGUCAGAUGGCACUCCUGGCCAAUCAGCUGGGCCGGGACGUCGAUACCAGCCUCAAUGGGCGGGUGGACCUGCAGCAAUUCCUCAACGGGCAGAACCUGGGCAUCAUGUCUCAGAUGAGUGACAUCGAGGAUGAUGCCCGCAAAAAUCGCAAGUACCCUUGUCCCCUGUGCGGCAAGCGCUUCCGCUUCAACAGCAUCCUCUCCCUGCACAUGCGCACUCACACAGGCGAGAAGCCCUUCAAGUGCCCCUACUGUGACCACCGGGCGGCGCAGAAGGGGAACCUAAAGAUUCACCUGCGGACCCACAAGCUGGGCAACCUGGGGAAGGGGCGCGGGCGGGUGCGUGAGGAGAACCGCCUGUUGCACGAGCUGGAGGAGAGGGCCAUCCUGAGGGACAAGCAGAUGAAAAGCAGCCUGCUACAGCCCCGGCCCGACCUGAAGCCCCUGCCACAUGCCCAGCAAGCCCCGCUGACCUCCUGCAACUUGGCCCUGCCCGCCAACCACAGUGUGCCCGACAUGGCCAACCCGGUGCCCUCGCCCAAGCCAGCCAGCGUGCAAGAGGAUGCAGUGGCCCCUGCCACUGGCUUCCGCUGCACCUUCUGCAAGGGCAAGUUCAAGAAGCGGGAGGAACUGGACCGCCACAUCCGCAUUCUGCACAAGCCCUACAAGUGCACACUGUGCGACUUUGCUGCCUCUCAGGAGGAGGAGCUCAUCAGCCACGUGGAGAAGGCCCACAUCACCGCCGAGUCUGCCCAGGGCCAGGGCCCCAGUGGCGGUGGGGAGCAGUCGGCCAAUGAGUUCCGCUGCGAGGUUUGUGGGCAGGUGUUCAGCCAGGCGUGGUUCCUUAAGGGCCACAUGCGGAAGCAUAAAGAUUCCUUCGAGCACUGCUGCCAGAUCUGUGGCCGGCGCUUCAAAGAGCCCUGGUUCCUUAAGAACCACAUGAAGGUCCACCUCAACAAGCUGUCUGUGAAGAAUAAGUCCCCCAGUGACCCCGAGGUGCCGGUGCCCAUGGGUGGCAUGUCCCAGGAGGCCCAUGCCAACCUGUACUCCAGGUACCUGUCCUGCCUGCAGAGUGGCUUCAUGGCUCCAGACAAAGCCAGCAUGAGCGAGCCCAGCCAGCUCUAUGGCAAAGGGGAGCUGCCCAUGAAGGAGAGGGAGGUCCUGGGGAAACUGCUGUCCCCCAUCUCUAGCAUGGCCCACAGCAUCCCUGAUGGCGACAAGCACUCUCUCCUGGGGUGCCUCAACCUCGUACCGCCGCUGAAAUCCAGCUGCAUCGAACGGUUGCAGGCAGCUGCCAAAGCGGCAGAAAUGGACCCUGUGAACAGCUACCAGGCUUGGCAGCUCAUGGCCAGGGGUAUGGCCAUGGAACAUGGCUUCUUGUCUAAAGAGCAUCAGCUCCAGCGCAACCACGAAGACGCUUUGGCAAACGCCGGAGUUAUGUUUGAUAAGGAGAAGCGGGAGUACGUGUUAGUGGGAGCAGAUGGCUCCAAGCAGAAAAUGCCUGCUGAUUUGGUUCACAGCACCAAAGUGGGCAAUCAGAGGGAGCUGCCAAAUAAGCUCGACCCUUUAGAAGGCAGUCGGGAUUUUUUGUCACAUGGGCUAAACCAGGCACUCGAAUAUAACCUGCAGGGUCCUGGAAACAUGAAGGAGAAGCCCACCGAGUGCCCCGACUGUGGCCGGGUGUUCCGCACCUACCACCAGGUGGUCGUGCACUCCCGCGUCCACAAGCGGGACCGCAAGGGCGAUGAGGACGGGCUGCACGGGGGCCUGGAGGAGCGGCGCGGCUCGGGCAGCGACCAGGAGUCCCAGUCUGUGAGCCGCUCUACCACGCCGGGCUCCUCCAAUGUCACCGAGGAGAGUGGGGUCGGAGGCGGGCUCUCCCAGCCCGGGAGCGCCCAAGAGGACAGCCCGCAUCCCUCCUCGCCGUCCUCCUCAGACAUCGGCGAGGAAGCUGGGAGAUCUGCCGGCGUCCAGCAGCCGGCUCUGCUUCGCGACAGGAGCCUGGGCUCGGCCAUGAAGGACUGCCCCUACUGUGGGAAAACCUUCCGGACAUCCCAUCACCUAAAGGUGCACCUGAGGAUACACACAGUGUGUGUCCACACCGUAACCAGCGGGAGGAAAGGAAGUGGCUUGUGCCCCCAAGGUGAGAAACCCUACAAGUGUCCCCACUGUGAUUAUGCGGGCACCCAGUCAGCAUCCUUAAAAUACCACUUAGAACGGCAUCACCGGGAGCGACAGAAUGGAGCCGGGCCACUGUCUGGACAGCCUGCAAACCAGGACCACAGGGAUGAGCUGUCCAACAAAGCCACUUUGUUUAUCAGGCCGGACAUUCUGAGGGGGGCCUUUAAGGGUCUCCCUGGAAUCGACUUCAGAGGUGGCCCUGCCUCUCAGCAGUGGACAGCGGGAGUGCUCUCUUCCGGAGACCACUCGGGGCAGGCCCCUGGCAUGUCUUCUGAGGCUCCUUCAGACCCACUGAAAGGCACUGACCUCCCUUCCAAAAGCACCCACUUCUCCGAAAUUGGAAGAGCUUAUCAAAGUAUUGUGAGCAACGGUGUGAAUUUUCAAGGGUCCUUGCAAGCUUUCAUGGACAGCUUUGUCUUAAGCUCCUUGAAGAAGGAGAAGGACACGAAGGACAAAGCCCUGUCUGACCCUCCUUCCAUGAAAGCCCAGGGGGCGGAGGGUGGUGAGGAGAAAGCUGGCGGUAAGGCGGCCCCCAGGAAGUCGGAGAAGUCCCAGUACGAGCCUCUGGACUUGUCAGUGCGGCCGGAUGCCGCCUCCCUCCCAGGUGCGUCGGUGACCGUGCAGGACAGCGUUGCCUGGCACGGCUGCUUGUUCUGUGCUUUCACGACGUCGUCGAUGGAGCUGAUGGCCCUUCAUCUGCAGGCUAAUCACCUGGGCAAAGCAAAGCGCAAGGACAAUGCUGUUGGGGUGACAGUCAACUGCAAGGAACUAGCCCGGGAGGCGAGUAGUAAAAUGGCCCUGCUGUCCUCAGUACAAUCAAACAAGGAGAUGGCGCUUUCCAACGUGACCGGGCCUCUAGACUCUGCUGAGAAGAUGGCCCAAGGACAGGUGAAAGAGACUCUGGGGGAGCAGAAGAGUGGCACAUGGCCGAGCCUUGUGGACACCUCGUUUUGUAACUUCCCAUCAGACUUCUACAAGCAGUUUGGCGUUUACCCAGGAAUAGCAGGCUCGGGGGCCUCCAGUUCCUGCCCCAACAAGGAGCCUGAGGGGAAGGCCCACUCGGAAGAUGAUGCCCCAAUCCUGAUCCCCGAAACCACAAACAAGAACACUGCUGAUGACCUCUCUGACAUUGCCUCCUCGGAGGACAUGGGCUCCUCCAAGGGAGAAAACAACAACGAAGAGGAUAUCGAGACAGAGCCUGAGAUGGUGAUCAAGGCAAAGUCGGCCCUCAGCAAGGACGGAGGCAGCGAUGGUGGGGACAGCCUGCUGCCCACGGGUGCCCCUCAGCCCAUCCAGGGACUAGUUCCACCUCUACCGCAGGCAUCGGAGAAGCAGUGGCACAGCUCAGGCCUUCUUCCAGCCCAGGAUGCAGGUCUGUCCAAGCCGGAGCGCAUGCCGCAGGGCCUGGAGAAGCCAAUGAACAUGCUGUCGGUCCUGAGGGCCUACAGUUCUGAUGGCUUAGCAGCCUUUAACGGACUUGCAAGUAGCACAGCAAAUUCUGGAUGUAUCAAGAGGCCAGACUUGUGUGGUCACAGGCCUUUCCAGUGCCGCUACUGUCCCUACAGUGCCUCUCAGAAAGGAAACCUGAAGACCCAUGUCCUCUGCGUCCAUCGCAUGCCUUUUGACAACAGCCAGUAUCCUGACCGCAGAUUCAAGCGUUCCAGAGUCGACUCGGAGGCUUCUGGAAAUUUCGAAGACCCCACGGCUGUCAAGGCGGGGAGCUCAGCAGAGCUAACGGAGGAGGGCUACAAGGCCCAGGAGGAGCGCAACUGAGCAAACCCACCUGUGUAUUGCAAUAUUAUUUUACACAGUUUUAAGAUUAUACAUCUGGUAAAAGAGUUUGCUAACUGCAUUCCAACGGGAAAAAAAUCAUGUACAACCUCCCUCACCCCCACUAGUGUAUAGAACAUUUAAAAAAUUUAAAAAGAUAUCUAUAUAUAUAUAUAUUAAAAAAAAAAUCCCCAGCCCUUGAAAAUGGCUGCUAAACUGUUACCCGGCAACAAGUACUUCCAAACAAUGCGGGUAGGAGCAAAGCGAUUUCAGAAAUGCUUGGUGUCCUCCAAGCUCGAGAAAGCUGGGGGCCCUUCCAUCUCUAAUGCUGUCUUUGUCCAAAAAAUCAUGCAUUUAACUGAAAAAAUGAUACCAUCUAAAUGAUUUAGUGUUGCCUUGAAGAUGGAGGGGCUGUGUUUUCAUUGUGGAAAACACCUCUAUAAUCUGACACCAGCUGCUGUCAUUUGCCUAGCACCCUAAUGAGAUGUGUUGGGCGGCAGCCGUGGUGCCAGUCAGACUGGAGCGGUCACUGCAGAGAAAAUCAAUGCACGUGGUGUCGUAACUGCACUCUCGGAGAAACCUUAGACGGGCCACAGCCCGAGCCAGGGCUGACCCGCACUGCAGAGGAUUGCUAUCUUAAAUGUGCAUUUAAAAAAAUUUAUACAGCCAAAUGAAUCAAUGGUCAGGAAUUGUCUGCAGACAAAUGUCCAUUGCAGGUUUGAUGAGUAAUUCCUUUUUUAGAUCAAAUUGCAGUAUUGAGGGAAAUACUUUUUUCCUGGGUUUUUGUUUUUUUGUUUAUGGGUGCAAAAGAAGGUGGCUAAUAAAACAAAUUAGGGGUACAUUAUAUAAAAUGUUGUUUAGAAAAACUAGCCAACCUUAUCCAUAGAAGGUGCUGGUGAGAAAUGGAAAGUUAUGUAAUAAUAAUAGAAAGAUUGUUUUUUACUAUGAUUUAAAAAAUUUUACUUGAAUGAAUGCUGCUCCGUUCCUUAUUAUCAGAUUAUUUCAAGUGUUAGUUUUAUAAGUGUCACAGACAUGAAGCAAGAUUUUCUUCUCCGGCAAGCUCUUAUGAAAUAGCUUGUAUUAAAAUAUGAAUCUAAACAUCCUGCUCUCUAUCGCUAAUGAAGAAAACUGUUUGAGUUAAAAUGUCUGUUUUUGUAAAACAAAUGUGUUCUAUAUUUUUGUAGAUUUUAGAUUUUCUACUGAUUGGAUACUCCAAAUUUAUCAAGUUCUGCACCACCCGGAGGGAGAUUUUUGAGGACCAAUAAUGAAACACUUAGCUCAUUUUUUAAAAAAACGAUUUAAGAAGACUAGUUAAGGGUUUAUUCUUGAAUCUGCUAGAAUGGUAUAAAAGUUCAGCCUCAAGACAUACUUCCUUUGAGUGACACAAAAUUGGUGCUGUUGCUUGUGAUAGUAGAGAAGUAUUGAAGUAUUAACUUCUGCGAAAACAAAAUCAUUCAGACUUAAAAAAGAAAGAAGUCGAUAUUUCCUUGCAGGCUGGGAGCACAGAAUAAAACCCCAGGGCCUUAAAAACUUCAGCUCUGCCUACAGCAGUUUACAAAAAUACUAAACUGCAAUCAAUGUAAAUAAAAUGCUUAGUGUUAUCCUGAGACCAGAAGGAAUCUCAGGCUAAUAGGGAAUCGGUUUGCAUAUGCUGUCGAGAGGGUGUCACCCACCCAAGGUUUCAGUGUAAAUGAGGUCUCUGUGCAACUUGGACCCAUCUGGCAUAGAGCAAGCUGCUUUCCUGUUUUUCUAGAAUAGUUCUCACUGCCUUACUUAAAUCGAGUUGAUAAACUUAAUGCAACUGUUUCUAUGAUCCUAGAGGAAGGACUGAACUGUUAUUGGAAACUUUCUGACUGUAGUAAGCUUUAGGAUUUGAACUGCACUACUGUGUUUGGUGACUGUGCCAGUCGCUUGCUUUCUGUGUGUUUGCCCUGCCUUUGGUCUCUUAGCAAAGAAAAAUAUAAAAAAGAAGAAAAAAAAAAGUAAAAAGAAAAAAAAAAGAGGAAAAAAUAGUGGAAAAAAACGGGAACCACAUUCCAUUUCUAGCACUUUGAGAGCUUGUUCAGUAUUCUUUUGUGUCUUCUGAGCAUCGUCAGAUGCGACAGGCAAUAAUUCUGUUUGUGACACUGGGAACAUCCCUUCUUCUUUGUGGCGUGUGUGUUGAUACCAUUUUGUCCAGUGCUACCGUCCUUAUUUCCCCCUCUGACACAGGCCUUCUUUCCAGAACAUUUGUGACUUGUAAUACAAACAAGUGACAGCUGCAGUGAUGCAAUGUCAGCUUCUGAAUGUCAUCAGGUCCUCAUAUCUAAACAUGUCAAGUUUUUUCCCUGUAACUCCUGUAGUCUGUGAUGCUGGUCAUAAUACUGUCUACAUUCCUACACAAAGAAAAAAAAAUCUAUCUUGGAGGAAAUCUGAGAUCAAUAGAGUAGAGGAUUUUGUUGCUAUGCUUGUAACAAGUAGACAACUUUGUAUUUAAAGUUUAUUCUUGGUCAUUAUUUAUUAUUAUAAUACAUCAGUUGACAGAACUUUAUUCUGGUAUAGAAAGUAUUAAAAGUUGUUUUUUCAGCAAUGACUGUUUUCUUUCUGCUGUUAGAAUAAAAUGUCCUUGAAACAGUCCAGUUUUAUCCAGUGUUUUACGCAAUAAAACCUCUACCUCUGAAAAAAAAAAUAACAUCUUUUCCUAUUUGCUUAUGUUUACUAGGAGGAGAAAAACAUUUUUUGCAGCUCUGUAAGGCUUUGGUAAGGCUUGGUCAAACCCCACUUAGAAAAGGAAACCGAAACUGUGCAGUGUUCUGGGUGGAUGGUGUCCACAGCCUGUGCUUUUACAAAUUGAAUGAAUCUCUCUGUGCAGCAUCAACAGUGUGAGCGUGCAUGCACACCCACAUGCAUGUGUGAACUAUGUUUCUAAGGCUUGUAGACAUCUCUUUCUCCAAGGUAAAACCUAGGGAAAUGCUAAUGAUCUUCAUAUUAUAGUAAUUAUAUAAGACACUUAAAGCUUUGGGAUCUAUUAUUCACCUUUACUGGUAGAAAGUUGUCUUUUUAAAAAGUCAUUAAAUGCAAGAAAGUCUUUUACAGAAGAUAAUCUACAUUCUUCCUCCAGAAGAAAAGGAAAGGAACAAGAAUAAUAUAGUCUAUGGUAUCAGGGCUAGCAAAAAAGCAGAGCUCUGACAUUGAUUUGAGAGGGUUUGAAGUGUGUGCCCCACACUUGGUGUACAGGGUUGCUUUUUGAUUUGUUUUUGUCGAUCUUGUUGGUUUGGUUUCAAAAGGGAGAUUGUAAAGUGCAUGCUGAAGCUGUGGAAUAUAGAGAGGCUACAGAAAUGUUGCAAACAAAGGCAUCCACCCACAUUUCAUAGGAAUUUGUAAGCCACCAUGUUUCUCUCAGGAUGCUAAACCACUGGUAUCACCGGAUGGGAGCAGAUGAAUGAAAUCUUUGGUAGUCCUGACUGUCCACUGUUACAAACAGCAAAGGUGAGUUACGAGGUUAUAGUGAGGGGUCAGGAAUUGACCCCAUCAGGAGGUCAUAACUCCAUAAACUCCAUGAUGGAUCCCAAACCCAAAUGUCUCCUGGGACCAGGCAAAACACCUCGUGAUGGGCAGAGGUGAGUAGGAUGCAGGGAUCUCUGGGUUGGGUGGAACCUCAGCAACUGCUCAUCAUCACCAGGAGGAAUGUGGGGACAUCAGGGCUUCUGAGUUUCCAACAGACACUGGACACCUAGAUUUUGUGUGAAGUCUCCUAUUUUUUGCAUGUUGGCCCAAAAUGUGUUUUAAAAAACUGUAAUAAAUAGAUGAACAAAAUGUGGUUUAUGCACAAAAUGGAAUAUUAUUUGGCCAUAAAAAGGAAUGAAGCACAGAUACAUGCUACAAUGUGGAUGAGCCUUGAAAUAUUAUGCUAAGUGAAAGAAGCUGGUUACAAAUGACCACGUAUUAUAUGACUGCAUUUAUCUGAAAUGUCUAGAAUAGGAAAAUCCAUACAGACAGAAAGUAGAUUAUUAGUUGCCAGGGUUGGGGGGAGGAGAGAAUGGGGAAUGACUGCUAAUGAGUGAGAGGCUUCUUUUUGGACAGAUAAAAACGUUCUACAAUUAGAUAGCAAUGAUGGUUGCCCAACUCUGAAUAUACUAAAAACCACUGAAAUGUACACUUUGAUAGGGUGAAUUUUAUGGUAUGUGAAUUAUAUCUCAAUAAAGCUGUCAUAAAAUAAAAAUAAAACUGGAAGGAGGCCUUUUUAAGAAGCAUCAAUAUACAUUUCUAUCAAAAUAUUUUGAACUCUCAUAUAGUCAUAGACAACUGUAGAUAGGACUUUGUAAGAACUACAAAAUUUGGAGUG
Messenger RNA from Manis javanica (Malayan pangolin), 9136 nucleotides. RefSeq names its product zinc finger protein 536 (gene ZNF536). Gene Ontology annotation, cellular component: nucleus. Gene Ontology annotation, molecular function: DNA-binding transcription factor activity, RNA polymerase II-specific; RNA polymerase II cis-regulatory region sequence-specific DNA binding. The record is from RefSeq and is a predicted model, not a curated record. Lineage: Eukaryota; Metazoa; Chordata; Mammalia; Pholidota; Manidae. Gene Ontology annotation, biological process: regulation of DNA-templated transcription.